AUGGCAGAACAAGAGAGUAUUAUUCCCAACCUUCCUAGGAUCGAGAUAGAGUUCUGCACAGCUUGCAGAUGGACUCUGCGUGCUGGAUGGGUGGCUCAGGAACUGUUGAUCACGUUCGGCGACAAGAUUGGCGAAGUUGCGUUGGUUCCUGGGAAGACUAACGCUGUCUUCAAAGUGGUUGUCAAUAGUGUUGUAGUAUGGGACAGAAAGCAAGCCGGACGAUUUCCUGAACUCAAGGAAUUGAAACAAUUAAUACGGGACUUGAUAGCUCCCGGUAUGGCCCUUGGUCAUAGCGAUUCGAUCAAAAAGGAAAAAGUUGAAGGAAAGGGAAACGAGCAAGUUGGAGCAACAACGGCAGACGCAAAGGAAGCGGCGAAAGCUCCGAAAUGCGAAGAAUGUUAA
Messenger RNA from Paraglomus occultum, 402 nucleotides. Lineage: Eukaryota; Fungi; Glomeromycota; Glomeromycetes; Paraglomerales; Paraglomeraceae. The record is from the annotation of a GenBank genome assembly.